Didymodactylos carnosus is the source of this 528-nucleotide messenger RNA. NCBI's taxonomy places the organism in Eukaryota, Metazoa, Rotifera, Eurotatoria, Philodinida, Philodinidae. The record is from the annotation of a GenBank genome assembly.
AUGGCUGCACCUACUUAUUCUCCACCACAUAAAAUGAAUAAAUGGAAAAUAGAAAAUGGUUUAUUUCAACCAAACGGUCCUAUUGAAAUAUUGGUUGAUGGUGGAAUGUUUGCUAAUGAUCCAGAGUUGGAAGCAUUAUGGAGAAAAAUGGUUAAUUAUUAUAUAAUAUCUAUAGGUACAGGUUAUUAUACAGAACUAAUGUCAACAUUAAAUCAAGGUGGAUAUAAAGGAUGGUUAUCAAAUGGUAGUUUAAUAAUUAAUACACUAUUUGAAACUACACGUAGUUUUACUGAAACAAUUGCGAAUAAUUUAGCUAAAUUUAGUAAUUUGAAAAGAAUGAAAUUUAAUUUUAAAAUACAAAAAUAUAUGGAUUUAGAUGAUCCAACUUUUGUACCUGUAUUUGAUGCAGAAUGGAAAGAUUUUAAAAAUGGAAAAAAAGGAAAUUAUAAAGAUUUUGAUGCAUUAAUAGAUUUUUUUGUUUUUUCACGCAGCUGCAGUCGAUUUACGAAUGGCUACAACGGGCUUUAA